Cordyceps fumosorosea ARSEF 2679 is the source of this 1938-nucleotide messenger RNA. RefSeq names its product Hsp70 family chaperone. The coding region runs from base 1 to 1938 and encodes 645 amino acids. The record is from RefSeq and is a predicted model, not a curated record. NCBI's taxonomy places the organism in Eukaryota, Fungi, Ascomycota, Sordariomycetes, Hypocreales, Cordycipitaceae. Gene Ontology annotation, molecular function: ATP-dependent protein folding chaperone; ATP binding. The transcript is spliced from 4 exons.
AUGCAAAACCACAACCUUCCAAGCAGAAACAACGCCAACCUUGCGCUGCCUCUGCGGCCAAAUGUCAGCCAACGCAACCAGGACAGCCGCAACUUUUUCACUAGCCACACAACUGCCAGCUCGACCGAGGCCAUCAAUGGCCCUGUUCGCGAGCCCACGCGAGAGCAGCCGCCGAUCAGCGACCGACUGAUUGUUGGUGUCGACUUUGGCACGACGUUUUCUGGUGUGGCAGCCGUGUAUACAUCAAAUCCUGACGACAUUGACAUUAUCAAAACAUGGCCGGGGAGUAACGGCAUCACGUCGGACAAGGUGCCAACUGAGAUCUCCUUUGAUAUCCCGGCCAAUGCAACGGCAGGCACCGACCCCAAUGUGAAAUGGGGCUUUCAGUUCAAACCAGAGGAGUCUCGGUUGCGCUGCAUCAAGCUGUUUCUCGACCGCUCGCAGAAGCUGCCUUUCUACGUCAGCCCCUUGGACACGGCCGCUCAGCUCAAGCGGUUCAACAAGAAUGUCGUCGAUGCGGUCAGCGACUACCUCACACAAAUUUACAAGCACACCAUGGAUACGCUGACGCGGCGCUACGGAGAGUCGUUCAUGGCGUCGACAAAGGUCGAGUUUGUGCUGACCUGUCCGGCCGUGUGGAGCGAUGCCGCCAAGAACACGACGCUGCAGGCAGCGGAGCGCGCAGGCAUGGGCAGCCGGUCCGAGAUUCAGAUGAUAAGCGAGCCUGAAGCCGCGGCUGUAUACACUCUCAAGGCCAUUCAACCAAACCAUCUAAAUGUCGGCGAUAACUUUAUUGUUUGUGAUGCUGGCGGUGGUACAGUCGAUCUUAUUGCAUACGAAAUCAAAUCAUUGAAGCCUUUGCGGGUGGAAGAAUCAGCCGUGGGCACCGGCGGCUUGUGCGGUAGCGCCUUUCUCAACUACAGAUUCGAGGAGCAUGUACGCGGCAGACUGGGCCAGGUGCGGUUCGACGAGAUGAAAGCGAAAAAGGGAAAGACGUGGCAGAUGGGCCUCAAGUAUUUCGAAGAGUUUGUGAAGCGCAACUUCAACGAGGAAGAGCAUCAGGAGUUUAAUGUCCCCUUUCCUGGUCUGGCCGACGACGAAGAGGCUGGUCUCGACUGUGGAUUCCUGCUGAUGACGGCAGAGCAAGUCAAAGACAUCUUUGAGCCCGUCGUCAAGGAGGUGUGCGCUCUUGUGCAGAGCCAGGUCGACACGCUGCGCGCCAAGGGUGAUAUCGUGUCAGGCGUCAUCCUCGUUGGCGGAUUUGGGCAGAGCGAGUUCUUGUUCCGGCGGCUCAAGAGCCACUUCUCGAGCGCGGCACCACCGCCGUAUAGCGAGCGUCCGACGCACGCCGUAGCCAGCGCCAACGAGGCGGGCAGCUCGAUCGAAGUCAUGCAGCCCGUGUACGCGUGGACGGCGGUGGUACGCGGCGCCGUGCUACGUGGCCUCGAGGGCAACAUGGUCAUCUCGCGCAAGUCGCGCAUGCACUACGGCACGUCGUAUGCCACCGUGUACGACGAGAAAGAGCACGCUGUCAGCGAGCGUUAUUGGUCACCCCUCUGGGAGCGGUGGAUGAUUUCAGACCGCCUAUCGUUCUUUGUCUCUAAGGGAGAGUCGCUCUCCCCGCUCUCUCCUAUCGGCUUCCACUACACGCGCAACUUCCGCCCAGGCCAGUCGCUCAUCGUCACGGACGACCUCUAUGCGUGCGACGCCGAUGAGCCGCCAACCGCCCUCACGCGCGAUCUCAUUAGGGUCUGUACUCUAACGACCGACCUUAACGCCGUACCGCGCAGCCUGUUUACGCGGCUGACGACGACGCGUGGCGUCGAGUUUGAUAACUUGGAUUUCACGCUCGAGAUGAUUGUGGAUAGCGCCGGUCUGAGCUUUGAGCUCAAGGUGGACGGCGUGCGGUACGGGCGUGUGGAAGCCGAGUUUCAUUAA